This is a messenger RNA of Strongylocentrotus purpuratus (purple sea urchin), 1860 nucleotides long. Its product is annotated as zinc finger protein OZF-like. The transcript is spliced from 6 exons. The record is from RefSeq and is a predicted model, not a curated record. Gene Ontology annotation, cellular component: nucleus. Gene Ontology annotation, molecular function: DNA-binding transcription factor activity, RNA polymerase II-specific; RNA polymerase II cis-regulatory region sequence-specific DNA binding. Bases 143 to 1771 code for a protein of 542 amino acids. Lineage: Eukaryota; Metazoa; Echinodermata; Echinoidea; Camarodonta; Strongylocentrotidae. Gene Ontology annotation, biological process: regulation of transcription by RNA polymerase II; central nervous system development.
GGUGGCUAGCGCUAUAGCCUCCUCGAUCAGUUUCAUUGAGCAAGCGGAUUCAACUUCAAGUAGCGUUUUAGGAUGCCCGUAUUUCCUUUAUUAACAUAAAUGCCCAGAAGCCAGAGGUGACUCAGCUGAGAGAGCAGAUAACAUGGCGACGAAGCAUGCGUGUUGGACGUCUGUCUCAAGUACAGAUGGAGGAGGGGGAACUCUUCAGUCAUCACAGGAACAUGAUGAAGGAAACAUCAGAAUCAAGACGGAGGGAGAAUUUGAGAAGGAGGAGACGUGUCUUUCCAUUCCAGGUUCAGAAGGAUUGAGAUAUGAGGGUCAGCUUGUAACUCAUGACGGUCUGGUAUUCACCAUCAAACAAGAAGUUGACACAGACAUGUUUGAAUCCCUCUCAAGUGCAGAAGGACAAGACCCAUCGACUGAACAAGAAAUGGUCUAUGCCACCAUAAAGCAAGAAGACAAAGAAGAGAUAUUUGAACCUAUUACAACUCAAGGUGAAGGAGGAGGAGAAACUGAGCAAUCAAUUCCUGAAGAGUUGGACAAUGGACAAGACAAUAAACACCCACAUAUAACAUCAUGCAGUGGAGAGAAGUCCCAUCUGUGUUUACAUUGCAGUAAGACAUUUACAGAUGAAAACACUCUUAUACUACAUCAGAAAACACACCAGGGCGAGUAUGAGCUAAGUAGCCACCUUAGAACACAAACUGGAGUGAAAUUUUUCAACUGUUCCCGGUGUGAUGAGGGUUUUCCCGAUGCAAGUACCCUUAUCAGCCAUUUAAGAACACACAGCCUCAACGAAAAGCCUCAACGAUGUUCCCAUUGUGAUAAGACGUUUUCUGCAAAGACUAGUCUUACUGCCCACCUUAGAACACAUACAGGAGAGAAACCCUUUAAGUGUUCCCAGUGUGAUAAGGGGUUUUCUCAAAAGUCUAUUCUUACUAACCACCUUAGAACACAUACAGAAGAGAAAACCUUUAAGUGUUCCCAGUGUGAUAAGGUUUUUAUUUGCCAAAGUUAUCUUACUACCCAUGUAAGAACACACAGUGAAGAAAAGCCUUAUCGAUGUCCCAAUUGUGAUAAUGGGUUUUCUAAAAAGAAUCGUCUUACUCGUCACCUUACAACACAUACAGGGGAGAAACCGUUUAAGUGUUCUCAGUGUGAUAAGGGGUUUUCUGCAAAGACUAAUCUUACUGCCCACCUUAGAACACAUACAGGAGAGGAACCCUUUAAGUGUCCCCAUUGUGAUAAGACAUUUUCUCAAAAGGCUAUUCUUACUAACCACCUUAGAACACAUACAGGAGAGAAACCCUUUAAAUGUUCCCAGUGUGAUGAGGGUUUUCCCUAUGAAAGUACCCUUAUUAGACAUUUAAGAACACACAGCCUCGAUGAAAACCCCCUUCAAUGCUCCGAUUGUAAUAGGACAUUUUCUCACAAGAAAAGUCUAACUCGUCCCCUUAGAAUACAUACAGGAGAGAAACCUUUUCACUGUUCCCAUUGUGAAAAGGGUUUUUCUGAAAGAGGUACCCUUAUCAGACACCUUAGAACACAUACAGGAGAGAGAACCUUCAAGUGUUCCCAGUGUAAUAAGGGGUUUUCUGCAAAGACUAGUCUUACUGCUCACCUUAGAACACAUACAGGAGAGAAACCCUUUAAGUGUUCCCAGUGUGAUAAGGGGUUUUCUCAAAAGUCUAUUCUUACUAUUACCACCUUAGAACACAUACAGGAGAGAAACCCUUUAAGUGUCCCCAUUGUGAUAAGACAUUUUCUGUAAAGACUAAUCUUACUGCCCACCUUAGAACACAUACAGGAGAGAAACCAUUUAAGUGUUCUCAGUGUGAUGAGAGUUUUCCCUAUGCAAGU